This is a messenger RNA of Haplochromis burtoni (Burton's mouthbrooder), 319 nucleotides long. Its product is annotated as integrin alpha-X. NCBI's taxonomy places the organism in Eukaryota, Metazoa, Chordata, Actinopteri, Cichliformes, Cichlidae. The record is from RefSeq and is a predicted model, not a curated record.
GCCAUCGAACAUGUUGUCCAAAAUGUUUUUACACCACAAAGAGGAUCCAGAUCAAAUGCAAAGAAGGUGCUGAUAGUUAUUACUGAUGGAGAAUCUCAUGACUCACAUCGCUUACCAUAUGUAGCAAGGCUAGCUGAGAGUAAAAAGAUUGUUCGAUUUGCUAUUGGGGUGGGGAAUGCAUUUAAUAAACCUGCUGCAGAACAGGAGCUGAAAACCAUUGCAUCGUCUCCGUCAGACAAACACAUAUUUCAAGUUAGGGACUUCAACGCCCUUGAAAUAAUAAGACAGAAUUUACAGGACAACAUUUUCUCUAUCGAAG